AUGACACGGGCGGGUACUUUUAGAGCUUACUGGCUCGGAUGCGUUGUAUGCAUGGGCGGCUUUUUGUUUGGCUAUGACUCUGGCAUCAUCGGUGGUGUCUUAACUCUUGCAUCUUUCGAAAACGACUUUGGAUAUACCAAAAAAGAAGCGACGCGAAACAGUUCUCUAGCUGUCGGUUUACAACAACUCGGAGCUUUCCUCGCGUGCUUUGCCAUCUGGCCUGUCACUCAUCGCUUCGGUCGCAAGUGGGCGUUGGUGCUGUGUUCGAGCAUCUUUGUUGUCGGUGCUAUUAUUCAGACGAUCAAUACGCAUUCUUUUGGCGCUUUUCUGGCUGCUCGGUUUAUUGCUGGUAUUGGAUUGGGUGGAAGUAGCGUUGUCGUGCCUAUGUUCUCUAGUGAGAUGGCUCCGAAAGAAUUGCGUGGUCAGAUUGGAAGUUUUUACCAGCUUUUCUACACUUUGGGUAUUUUCACCUCCUACUGGAUCGACUACGGCGUCGGCAAAAACAUCUCCACCUCUGAAGCAAAACAAUGGCAAAUCCCCAUUGGCAUCCAAAUCCUUCCCGCCGCUCUCUUGGGUCUCGGAAUGUUUACCUUGAAGGAAUCAGUUCGCUGGCUAACACUCAAGGGACGCCACCAGGAAGCUUGGGAAUCUCUGCAAUGGAUCCGCGCCGACAGCAGCCCUACCGCGCAACUAGAAAUGGACGAGAUCCGCCUUGGAGUCGAGACGGAACUGCGCGAAAAAGAAGGCUUCCAGCUCAAAGAAUUGUACACCAAGCCUGACAAUUUGAAAAGGACGGCAACGGCUGCUGUGGUGUUUAUUGCGCAACAAUCCACUGGAGCUACAGCUUUUGCGACAUACGGACCACAAUAUUUCAAGUUGUUGGUUGGGAGUAAAGGAAACAAUGAUCUCCUGCUCACCGCAAUCUUCGGCGCCAUAAAAGUAGCCGCAUGUCUGACCUUCGUCAUUUUCGUCGCCGAACGCGUGAAUCGCAAGUACAUUCUCACCUUCGGGGCCCUGGUCAUGGCCGCCUGUCAGAUCUCCACCGCCGCUAUUGUAAAGGCAAAACCACCACUCGGCGACGCCACGGUAACGAGUUCAGGAAUCGCCACCGUAGCACUAAUCUACCUCUUCGUCAUCGCCUACAAUUUCUCCUGGGGACCUUUGCCAUGGCCCUACGUUUCCGAAAUCUUCCCCACUAGAAUCAGAGAGCCUGGUAUAGGCAUCGCCGUAUCCUCGCAAUGGCUGUGGAAUUUCGUAUACUCGAUCAGUACACCAUAUAUGAUCAAAGAUUUGGGCUGGGGUACGUUCUUGUUCUGGGGGCUGGCGGAUUUGGUUAUCGCGGGAGGGGCUUGGUGGGGGUUGGAUGAGACUAGAGGAAGGAGUUUGGAGGAUAUCACGAGGACGACGGAGAGGGCUAAGAGUUUUGGUGAUGAGGACGGGGAUGAAGGGGAGAGAAGGAGGGGUGUUGGAAAGGGACCUGCUGUGGAUAUCCGCUAG
Messenger RNA from Aureobasidium pullulans EXF-150, 1497 nucleotides. Its product is annotated as general substrate transporter. Gene Ontology annotation, biological process: transmembrane transport; carbohydrate transport. Lineage: Eukaryota; Fungi; Ascomycota; Dothideomycetes; Dothideales; Saccotheciaceae. Gene Ontology annotation, cellular component: membrane. The record is from RefSeq and is a predicted model, not a curated record. Gene Ontology annotation, molecular function: carbohydrate:proton symporter activity. The transcript is spliced from 3 exons. The coding region runs from base 1 to 1497 and encodes 498 amino acids.